AGCAGGGGGAAAGUUUCUCCAGAGUGAGCUCCGGGGUCAGUGUUGACAGGCUGCUUUGUUCAUCCACACUAAGGUGUUUGGAUUUAUACUAAUGACUGACAAGGUUUUUCGUUAUAGACAUUCACAGAUGUGAAGCAGAAGUUACACUGACACAGAGCUGAAAAGGACAAAAUGAAAACAGAAUAUUCUUUAGAGAAGAGCAGCAGAACUCAAGGAGUCUCUUUUGCAGAAGAUGAUUUCCGUAAGAACACUGAAACUUUGGCCUCCAAUCCAGAACCUUCGGGUUUGGACAACAACCAAACAGCUCAACCUUCCCUGUUCAGAAAAUACCAGCAAAGCCUUCAGACCCUCCUACCUUUCCGCUGGUCCUCACCAAAUCCACACCCUAUAGACAAUGCAGGUUUCCUGUCCUUUUCCACCUUCGUCUGGAUGACACCCAUGAUGUGGGCCAUUUUCAGAAAUAGGCUGGACAUGAACUCCCUCAACUUGUCUCAUUUUGAUUCCGCCGACAGCAGUGGAGAAAGGCUGCACAGACUCUGGAAGGAAGAAGUGGCAGAAGUGGGCCUGGAGAAGGCCUCUUUGGUUCGAGUGGUUUUUCGCUUUCAGAGAACCAGGCUGAUUCUUUCCGUCUUUAUUGGUAUCCUUGCUAUGUUGGCAGCAUUUAUUGGCCCGGCUGUUCUGGUCUAUGAGCUCCUAAACUAUGCUGAUAACCCAGGGGAUUCCACAGUGUAUCAUGGUGUUGGUCUGGCCAUUGGUUUGUUCAUCUCAGAGUUCAUGAAAGCCUUCCUUAUAUCCUUACUAUGGGCGAUGAACCUGCGUACAGCAGUCCGAAUAAAGGGUGCCUUCUCUUCAAUGGCUUACCAGAAAGUGAUCUCUCUGCGGGUGCACAGCGGCGUGUCAAUGGGAGAGAUGAUAAAUGUUCUGACCAAUGAUGGCUACCGGUUGUUUGAGGCGGUGUUGUUUGGGAGCUUUGUGCUCUCCUCUCCAGUGCUCUUCUUCGUGUGUGUCAUCUACGCCUGCUUCAUUCUGGGCUACACGGCCCUGACUGGAGUCUGCAUCUACAUCAUCUUCAUCCCUGUUCAGUUUUUCUUAGCCAAGCUCAUCACCGGCUUCAGAUGGAAAGCCAUUUUAUUAACCGACAGCCGUGUUCGCACAAUGAACGAGAUUCUCAACAGCAUCAAACUGAUCAAGAUGUACGCCUGGGAAGAAUCCUUUGAGAAGAAGGUGGCAGAUCUGAGGAAAAAAGAAAAGAAACAACUGAAGAGGGUCUGUCACAUCCAGAAUCUGAACACCAGCAUCACAGGCAUCAUCCCCACCGUUGCCACUGUUCUCACCUUUAUCGUGCACACUUUGGUGGGCUUCAGUCUGAACACCUCUGAUGCUUUUACCACCAUCGCCAUCUUUAACUCCAUGAGGUUCUGCCUCGCUCUGAUGCCGAUGUCAGUAAAGAACCUGGCUGAGGCUGCGGUAUCAUUAACACGACUGAAGAAACUAUUACUGAUCCAGAAUCCAGAGCCCUACAUGAGCCACAUGAAAAACAGUGACUCGGCCAUAGUGAUGAAAAAUGCUUCACUCUCCUGGACUAAACUGGACAGUCAGACUGACUCCUCUCCCAGCUCAGCCAAUGGGAUGAAUGGACACAAAGUGGAAGAGACAUCCCAGCAUGAAAAGACGGAAACAUUGCCAACACUGAGAAACAUCUCCUUCACACUGCCCAAGGGGAACCUGCUUGGAGUCUGUGGGAAUGUGGGGAGUGGAAAGACAUCACUGAUUUCCAGCAUUUUGGAACAGAUGCACCUUCUUCAAGGCUCCCUGUCAACUGAUGGGACAUUUGCCUACGUUUCCCAGCAGGCCUGGAUAUUUCAUGGAACUGUUCGAGAAAACAUCCUGAUGGGGGAACCUUUCGACCAGGCCAAAUAUGACAGAACUGUGGAUGUCUGCGGCCUCCGGGACGACCUGAAAAUCCUGCCUCAUGGCGAUCAAACUGAGAUUGGAGAGAGGGGGCUGAAUCUGUCGGGGGGGCAGAAGCAGAGGAUCAGUCUGGCCAGAGCUGUUUACUCCAACAAGGACAUCUUCCUGCUGGACGACCCGCUGUCUGCUGUGGACGCUCAUGUUGGGAAACAUAUAUUUGAAGAGUGCAUUAAGAAGGCGCUCCGUGGGAAGUCCAUCAUCCUGGCUACGCACCAACUCCAGUAUCUGGAGUUUUGUGAUGACAUUUUGGUUCUGGAGGAUGGCGAGGUGCUGGAGGCCGGAGACCAUCAGGCCCUGGUGAAAGUCGACGGACGCUAUGCUCAACUCAUCAGCAACUACCAGAUAGAAGAGUCCAAAACUCACACAGACGAUGAAGACGUCUCAGACCAAGAUGGCGCCCAGUUGAAGGAAAUGGAAAUGAGAGAUCGUGCAGACAGUGGGAUAGUGAACCUCGAUUCUGCUUCCUUGUCAUAUGAGAACGAUUAUGCGUCGAUAGCUGAUCAGAUUUCUUCUGCUGGUGAUCAGCUGGUGAGUGAAGAGUCUUCAUCAAAAGGAGCUGUGUCCUGGAGAGUUUACCAUGAGUACUGCAAGGCAGCUGGAGGUUACAUCGCCACCUUGGUGGCGGUGAUGAACAUCGUGCUGCUGAUUGGAUCGACGGCGUUCAGUAACUGGUGGCUCAGCUAUUGGCUGGGGAAGGGGAACGGGACUUCAGUGGAAGGGGACAUCUCAGAAAACCCAGACCUCCACUUCUACCAGAUCAUUUACGGGGUGACGGUGAUCGUCAUGGUGCUUCUUGCACUGACAAAGUGUUUUUUUUACACUCGGGCCACCAUGGGGGCCGCCUGCAAAUUGCACAACACCAUGUUUAAAAAGAUCAUCGCCAGUCCCAUGAGUUUCUUUGACACGACCCCGACCGGUCGUAUCAUUAACCGCUUCUCCAAAGAUCAGGAGGAGGUGGACACAGUUCUUCCUCUGCACAUGGACCCGUUCAUUCAGUUUACUCUGAUGGUCACCUUCACCAUCAUCAUCAUCUCCACCGUCUUCCCUGCCAUGCUGCUGGCGGUCCUCGUGAUGGGAGCUCUGUUCACCCUCAUCCUCUUCGUGUUUCAGAGGAGCAUUCGUCUGAUGAAGAAGAUGGAAAACAUCAGUCGCUCUCCUUGCAUCUCUCUAACCACGUCCACCGUGCAGGGCCUCAGCACCAUCCACGCCUACAACAUCAGAGAGCGUCACGUUCAACGGUUUAAGACACUGAACGACCUGAACUCCAACCAUUACCUCCUGUUUCACUCGGGGACUCGCUGGCUCUCGUUCUGGCUGGACUUCAUGGCGACCACAAUGACCUUUUUAGUGGCUCUGCUCAUCGUGCUCAGCAGUGACGAGCUCAUCAGUCCUUCAAUGAAAGGCUUGGCCUUGUCCUACACCAUACAGUUAACGGGCAUGCUUCAGUUCGUAGUGAGGCAGGCAACAGAAGUGGAGGCCAGAUUCAACUCAGUGGAACGACUGAUGGAGUACAUCACGGGUUGUACGUCUGAGGCCCCCAGACACAUGAAGGGGGCUCAAAUCCCAGAGGAGUGGCCAAAAAGCGGCGCCAUCACCUUCCAGGGCUAUAAGAUGAGGUACAGAGAGAAUACACCCAUCGUCCUCAACAAGCUCAAUUUCCCAAUCCGAGCCGGAGAGAAGUUAGGCAUUGUGGGAAGGACAGGAUCUGGGAAGUCUUCUAUAGGUGUUGCUCUAUUCAGGCUUGUGGAGCCGGCAGCAGGAACCAUUUUGAUAGAUGGAGUGGAUAUCAUGUCCAUUGGUCUGCAGGAUCUGCGCAGUAAAUUGUCAAUCAUCCCACAAGAUCCUGUGCUGUUUAUUGGCACAGUCAGGUACAACCUCGACCCCUUCAAUAACUACACAGAUGAGGAGAUCUGGGCAGUUCUGGAGAAGACCUACAUGAAGGAUUCAAUCGUUCGACUGGAGGGAAAACUGAAGGCUCAGGUUCUGGAGAAUGGAGAGAACUUCUCUGUUGGAGAAAGGCAGCUUAUGUGUAUGGCUAGAGCCCUACUCCGCAACUCCAAGAUCAUUCUCUUGGACGAGGCGACUGCUUCCAUCGAUUCGGAGACAGAUUCUUUGAUCCAGACAACAAUUAAAGAAGCCUUCCAGGACUGCACCAUGCUUACCAUCGCCCAUCGCAUCAACACUGUGGUAGACGCAGAUCGCAUCCUGGUCAUGGACAACGGAGAGGUGGCAGAGUUAGAUCAUCCAGAUGUGCUGAACAAAGACCAGACUCUUUGUUCUCCUCCCUCUUGAACGCUGCCAACACUGUGAACAGCUGAAGCUCCACCUGAAGCUCCACCUGGGUUAGCACAGCCACAGCAUCACAAACCCCAGGAUAACUGAGACUCACAGCCUGUUGUUGUAUGUUGGAUGAACGAGCUGCAGACGGAGAGAUGGGCUGAAAAAUACAACGUUACUUUAGAUAGAUAAUUUCUCUCACAUAUGUACUUUGAGAAUGUUGUUUGAUGAUGUGUAUUUAAAAAACAAUAUUUAUUGAUUUAUUUGUGACUGUUUUCUUCCACUUUAGAAAAAAACACGAUAACCUUUGAAUG
Molecule: messenger RNA, 4562 nt
Organism: Labrus bergylta (ballan wrasse)
Lineage: Eukaryota; Metazoa; Chordata; Actinopteri; Labriformes; Labridae
Gene: abcc12
Product: ATP-binding cassette, sub-family C (CFTR/MRP), member 12
Biological process (GO): transmembrane transport
Cellular component (GO): membrane
Molecular function (GO): ABC-type transporter activity; ATP binding; ATP hydrolysis activity
Source: RefSeq, a predicted model, not a curated record